Messenger RNA from Pelmatolapia mariae (spotted tilapia), 1402 nucleotides. RefSeq names its product cytotoxic and regulatory T-cell molecule. Gene Ontology annotation, molecular function: signaling receptor binding. The record is from RefSeq and is a predicted model, not a curated record. Gene Ontology annotation, biological process: cell recognition; positive regulation of natural killer cell mediated cytotoxicity directed against tumor cell target; detection of tumor cell. The coding region runs from base 1 to 1335 and encodes 444 amino acids. Gene Ontology annotation, cellular component: plasma membrane. Lineage: Eukaryota; Metazoa; Chordata; Actinopteri; Cichliformes; Cichlidae. The transcript has 10 exons.
AUGGAACUAAAACUUGUACUUAGCGUCUUUGUGCUGUACAUUGAGGUUUCACUUGCAGUAUUGCAGCAUGUGACGGUCAUGGAAGGUGAGAAACUCAGCUUAAACUGUCCUGUUACCAAUGCUGACAAGACCAAUGUGGACUGGAAAAACCCUAAAGGAUUUGUUAUGUUCUUCAAUCGCAAUCAAGCCUUAAAGGACAAACGCUACAGAAUCGACACACUGUCUGAGUCGGAAUUCUCCAUCAGUGUUUCCAGCGUCAAAUUUAACGAUGGAGGCAAUUACACAUGUUCUCAUUAUGGAGACCAAAUAACAGAGAAGAUAGUGGAGGUGACAGUGUUGGGUUAUCCCAAAAUGUCAAAAACAAAGCAUGAAGGAAAGACUGUCAUAAAAUGCACUGCUGUGGGGAACCACUUUGCUCCUCAGAUUUCUUGGAAAAUCGGCGAUGGGUCCGAAUUUCUUGCUCGUACCCAAUUCCAACAGGAAGCUAAAAAAUACAUCUCCACUGGGAUGAUUGAAAUUCUCUCAGUAGAGAAAAGAGUUACUGUGAAGUGUCUUGUUCGCCACCCUGCAUUGAAAUCAAAACAUCUGAUGAACUUUGUAAAAAUUAGACAAGACUCAAAAGGAUCCCACCACACAUCCACAGUCAGUCCACAUACUGUUAAAGGAUCAACACAAGUGCCAGGGACAACAACCACGUGGAUCAGACAUAAUAGAACAGCAGUGUACUCCACCACAAGAAAUGAGAACAAGCCCUUAUCAGAGAGCUCAACGGUUCCCUCCAGUCUGCAGGUUUCCACCAGUGACCCAGAGAUGUCUAUCACUAGAUCUCCUCAGAUCCCUGUUACAGGCCCUACAGACCCACAUCUCAGCACUAGUGGCUGGACAUAUUCCUCUGAAACCACAGAGAACAUCACCAUUGAUAACAUGGACAGUAACACAACAGGGAAUUUUGGCUUAAACAUGCAUAGAAAAGACCAAGAAAAUUCAUCAUUGCUGGUCUUGCUAGUGACAUGCCUAAUCUGUGGCCUUCUAGUGGUCGUCAUUUUUUUUGCUAUCAAGCUGAGGAGAGCACACAUUGCCUGGAAAAGAGAAAAUGAAGACUCUAAUCCAUCAGAGGAGAGCAGUAAAUCUAAAUCAAGCCAUGAAGAAAAGACCUCACAAGCACAACGGAGAAGAGGCCUCUUCAAUACAGCCUUCACACAGUAUGUUGUUGAAGAACCAGCGAAGACGAUGACUUCAGUGCAAAACACAGCUGUGAUCACAGCAACGACUUCUCAACAUCAAACUACAGCACAAACUUUAGCCAAAUGUGAUGCGAAGGAGACAUCGCUAUAACUGUCUUGAAAACACAGUUUUCAUGAUAUCAGCAAUUUUCCAUUUUUUUCUGCACUUGCAUGACAGA